UUAUAUCAUUCUUUUGUACAUCUUUUAGGGCAUUGGAAGUUACUUUUUAAUGAAAACAGAUGAAGCGUGCCAAUAAAGAAGACAAUAUGUGGGACUGUAGUGUUUGCACAUAUCGCAAUUCUCCUGAGGCAUUCAAAUGUCUCAUGUGUGAUGUGAGAAAAGGAACUUCAACAAGAAAACCUCGUCUGAAUGCAGAGCUUGUGGCUGCACAGGUUGCUCAAGUUCUCCCUCCCAAGCCUAAGAAGCCUGAAAGAACUCAUAAGGAAAGAAAAUUUGAAGGUCGUCUUUCUUCAAAAGGAAGACCAAGAUUGAAGAAUGUCGACCGCAGCACUGCAGAGCAUAACGCAGUUACAGUCAACAAUGUCACUGUGAUCAUUACUGAAUUCCAGCCUAAACAGAAGAAUAUAAAUUCAUCCAGUAAUAAUAUUGCCUCCAGCAGCUCCGCUUCUGCCAAUCAUGACAACUCCUCGGAUGCUGUCAUGCACAAUAAUACCUCUGUAUCCGAGACGUCUGCUAUGUCACUUUCUCCAGAACCACAAGGAAAAUCUGAGCAAACAGUUUAAUUAUUAUUUUUUCAAGCAUAAUAUUUAACUUAGUUUUGUGUAUUAAUUUUAUGUUCAUCUAGAUCUGAUUCUUGAUUUCUUACUUCAUUUCAAUGCAAAAAUAAUGCGUUCGAAACGUGUUCUUCACAUUUGUAAAUAGUGUUUUAAAAAUUGAUUAAUACAUUAUGAAGAAUUUUUUUAGAAUUUAAAACUGAAGUUUCUCAGUUAUGUCUUGUUUUUCCUUUCAAACCUCCAAUAUUGUAAAGUUUUAUGGUGGGUGCAAAUGUUUUAUUUUGGGUCAACAUUAACUUUAAGAUUUGAAGAUCCGUUGACAUCAAUGGACUGUGACUGCGUUGUCUGCUGUAGUAUAAACUAUGCAUUUGACUGCAUGUGUAUAUAAUUGAAGCCCUAAAACAUGCUCUAAAUAUUUCAUUAAUCAUUUUUCUCAAGUUUUGAAUUUGUAUGUACAUUUUUUUUCUAGAAGUUGAAACCCCAGAUUUCAAGGCAGAUGAUGAUUUCAAUACCAUUUUAAUUCUAGUUUAAGAAGCUAUGUCAUUUCUACUUUAUGUCUAGGUAUAAAUUAUUGUACCUGUAACGUAAUGUUGUACAAAUACUCUAUGCUGCAUUAAUGUAGCAUUGUUAGGUGGUCUGGCUACGUGUUUUGUAAUGGUGACCAAUAUUGACGCACGAAUUGCCACAAUAAAAAUAUUAUUUCACC
Messenger RNA from Hyalella azteca, 1260 nucleotides. It is a transcript of the gene RYBP, whose product is annotated as YY1-associated factor 2-like. The coding region runs from base 60 to 563 and encodes 167 amino acids. Gene Ontology annotation, molecular function: transcription coregulator activity; DNA binding. The record is from RefSeq and is a predicted model, not a curated record. NCBI's taxonomy places the organism in Eukaryota, Metazoa, Arthropoda, Malacostraca, Amphipoda, Hyalellidae. Gene Ontology annotation, biological process: positive regulation of DNA-templated transcription. Gene Ontology annotation, cellular component: nucleus. The transcript has 3 exons.